AUUCAAACACUCCUUUCUCGUGGGAGAAGACAGAAGGAACAGUUCAGCUGCCUGUUCUGAGACUCUGCACCAAGGGGAGCAAGAGCCCUUCACUGAAAUCCUGCCACCAUGCUGGGGCUGCUGCUGCUGCUGCAGGUGUUGGCCAGCUGCCUCUGGCUGGGACACAGCGAGGUGGUGAACUCCUUUGAUAGCUGUCCUCAGUUUUUCUAUGAUGGGAUUCCCCCAGAUGGUGCCCUGAAUCCAAAGAACCCAGCCCGGAUCUGUCAGCGCUUCAGGAACUCGUAUCACUAUGCCACCCUGUACGACAGAGACAGGAGAAUUCCAGUGUACUCUGCUUACAAAUACCAGCCUGUAGAAGAGAAGAGACCUCGAGGAUGGUGGUUUCUUGAGCCUCAGCUCAUAGAUAAUUGCAAUCUUAAAGAGAUGAAAAAAGAGUCAGACAUCAAGAAAGAAUGCAAAAUCUCCCAAGAAGUUAUCAAAAGGAGCCAGGCUGUAGAUGAUGACUACAAAGGGCUGAAGGAUUUGGACCGUGGCCAUUUGAGCCCCAGUGGCCAUAUGGAUAAGGAUGUGAGUAAAAUGGCUACCUUCACCCUUACCAACAUAGUGCCCCAGGACAGCACUCUCAACAACGGACAGUGGAGGGUCUAUGAGGAUAAAACAAUGAAGAAAAACACCAAGGACUGUAAAACCACCUACGUGAUCACGGGUGCUGUGCAUGGGAACACCUACAUAUCCCAUGAGAGGGUGAACAGACCCAGCCACAUUUGGUCAGCUGCCUGCUGUAUGUUGGACAAAAAGCCCCCAAAGGCUUGGGGGGCCAUUGCUGAGAAUGACAAGAACCAGGUGGAGGAGCUCAGCCUGGGAGAGCUGGAGGACAGGUUGACUGAGCUCUAUGGUGGAAGGGUUACUCUGUUCAACAAUGCCUGUCCCCGAGAAUAA
Messenger RNA from Melozone crissalis (California towhee), 939 nucleotides. RefSeq names its product endonuclease domain-containing 1 protein-like. The transcript has 3 exons. The record is from RefSeq and is a predicted model, not a curated record. The coding region runs from base 109 to 939 and encodes 276 amino acids. Gene Ontology annotation, molecular function: hydrolase activity; nucleic acid binding; metal ion binding. Lineage: Eukaryota; Metazoa; Chordata; Aves; Passeriformes; Passerellidae.